UAUUUUUCAGACCCCCUCAUGUUCACAAUUAUGCAUGAUUCUGUCAUGGUUCCUUCCUCUCACGUCGUCAUACAUCGAUCGACAAUCAAGUUUCAUCUUCUCUCUGACAUCAAGGAUCUCUUCAAUCGUGCACCGUUAGCGAUAGAUGAUGUUGUCUCCAGUAUGUUGAUUGUUAUCACUGUGCGGUUGUCGUGUUUGACACGUCACCAGCGCCAAUACGAGAUAUGGCUUCGUUUAACGCACCUUCCUCCCUGUAACUCAAGGGACCGAUCGGUCAGCCAAGUUCCUCCAGAUGUAAGUACCCUCGGCCACUUGUGCGUAUUCAUAAUUGACAUUUAA
This is a messenger RNA of Suillus paluster, 339 nucleotides long. RefSeq lists its product as uncharacterized. The record is from RefSeq and is a predicted model, not a curated record. Gene Ontology annotation, cellular component: cytoplasm; ubiquitin ligase complex; nucleus. The transcript has a single exon. Lineage: Eukaryota; Fungi; Basidiomycota; Agaricomycetes; Boletales; Suillaceae. Gene Ontology annotation, biological process: protein polyubiquitination. The annotation marks the transcript as partial. Gene Ontology annotation, molecular function: ubiquitin-ubiquitin ligase activity.